Messenger RNA from Salvelinus sp. IW2-2015, 1028 nucleotides. The record is from RefSeq and is a predicted model, not a curated record. Lineage: Eukaryota; Metazoa; Chordata; Actinopteri; Salmoniformes; Salmonidae.
GCUAAAAAUACCUGCUGACUGCACCACCGAGCUCAACCACAACGCGUACCUCUUCCUCCAGAGUGUCUUUGACAAGCACGACAAAGACAGAGACUGUGCCUUGUCUCCAGAGGAAGUAAAGGACCUGUUCAAAGUGUUUCCCUACAUGCCCUGGGGUCCCGACGUCAACAACACAGUGUGUACCAACGACCAGGGCUGGAUCACCUACCAGGGUUACCUGUCACAGUGGACGUUAACGACAUACCUGGAUGUGCAGCGCUGCUUGGAGUACCUGGGCUACCUUGGCUACUCAAUCAUCUGUGAGCAGGAGUCCCAGGCAGGCCAUCACAGUGUUGACCCGAACAAGCGCAUCGACCUGCAGAAGAAGCAGACGCAGCGCAGCGUGUUCCGCUGCAACAUUCUGGGAGCCAGGGGGAGUGGCAAGACCAGCUUCCUGCAGGCCUUCCUGGGUCGCAAUUAACAGAAACAGCGGAAGAUCAAAGAAGACCAUAAAUCGUUUUACUCCAUCAACACCACGUAUGUCUACGGCCAGGAGAAGUACUUACUGCUUCAUGAGGUGAUGCCAGACUUUGACUUCCUCUCAGAGGAGGACCUGGCGUGUGACGUGGUCUGUCUGGUGUAUGACGUCAACAACCCGCGCUCCUUUGAGUACUGUGCCAAGGUCUACAAGCAAUACUUCAUGGACAGCAAGACGCCGUGCAUGAUGAUCGCCUCCAAGUCGGACCUGCACGAGGCRCGCCAGCACUACAGCCUGACCCCGCUGGACUUCUGCCGCAAGAACAAGCUGCACCCGCCCCAACCCUGGACCUGCAACACAGUGGACGCCCCCAACAAAGACCUCUACACCAAACUCACCACCAUGGCCAUGUACCCGCACAUGGCUCAGGCAGACCUGAAGAGCUCUACGUUUUGGCUAAGGGCAAGUGGGGCAACCGUGUUUGCAGUCCUGGGCUUCGCUAUGUACAGGCUAUCCUCAACAACGAUGAUCAAGAUAGACACAGGAUGCAUGAGAUGACCCUUGACCUCCC